AUAUAAUAAAACCAUUCGAGUUCAAAUCUGUAAAGGAAGUACUAGAUACUGUUGCGUUCCUUUGCUUUUCAUCAGGGACUACAGGAAAGAGCAAAGGCACGGCAACAUCAUGUCCAACAUAUACCAAUACUCGGCUGUAGAAUCUGGGUAUGAUACUACCGAAAACCGACAUCUUGUGUUCUGUCCGCAAUUCCUUUCUACCAUAUUUACGGGCUGACUAUAUGCUUUCUCGCCCCACUCUACAUGAAGGCCGCCAUUUAUGUGCUUCAACGGUUUAAAAACUUGCUUUUUUGUGAGGCUGUGCAAAAAUACAGAAUUACCUUUACAUAUGUGGUCCCACCUAUCCUGCUUUCUUUAGCAAGAGACCGUGCCGUUGAUCGAUAUGAUUUGUCUUCAUUGGAAGCGGUGUUAACUGGUGCAGCACCUGCUGGUCCUGACUUGAUACAACAGUUCCAAGAACGGCUCAAAGGAGUCGUAGUAAAGCAAGCAUAUUGUUUGACAGAAGGAUCGGGAAUUAUCUGUGUUCAGCGAGAAAAAGAUCUUGCUAAAGGCUCAGCAGGGGUGCUUGUACCUGGAAUACAAGCCAGAGUAGUUGAUGAAAAAGAAUAUGGAUUUGAUAGCCGUGGGGAGCUACUGGUGAAGGGACCAAACAUCAUGAAGGUAUGGACAUGUACAGUAGUAGAAAUGAUUCUUCAUCUUGUCAGCCUUUUGUAUAAUACGAAAUACCAACAACGGUGUGGUAUUAAAUGGUGCUUGUAAAUAUACACUUCUUUCAUAUAUGCUCAUUAACCCAGGGAUAUCUAAAUCGUCCGGAAGAAACAGCACGGUGCAUCGAUUCUAACGGAUAUUACCAUAUCAUACCGGAGAUAAAGCAAUGAUUGAUGAAAGCGGACAUAUUUUUAUUGUUGAUCGCAUCAAAGAGUUAAUCAAGUACAAAGGUUUUCAGGUUGCCCCUGCUGAACUGGAAGACUUGCUUGUACGUGACAGACAUGGUGAUGGUGAUGGAAGUGGUGUGGUUCGGUUGAUGGUGUAAUCACUUAAUGUCACAUACGUGGGGGACUACACUUUUUCUUCGUUUCACGGUUGACUCUGGUGGUAAUAACGAGUUGUGCUAUUCUUUGUUAUACAGCUAAAACAUCCGAAUGUUGCCAAUAGCGCGGUUAUUGUUCAUUAUGAUCUAGAGUAAGCUAGUGAAGUUCCCUGCGCCUACAUAGUGCUAAUACAGGGGGUAUAGGGAAGCGAAGAAAUAGUCACGGCAUUGAACCAACUCGUAGCAGAAAAAGUUGCUGCCUACAAGCAUAUUUAUACUGUAGUAUUUUGUGAUCAACUUCCAAAAACUGUACCUGGAAAGACUCUGCGGCGUGUGUUAAGAAAGAUAGCUCCUUCUAUUCAUCACUAGUCUAUUAUCCUUCAAAGCAGCUAAAAAAAUAAUCAGACAAGAAUCGACAUGCUGUUGAGCUUUAUAAUGACGC
Messenger RNA from Zychaea mexicana, 1472 nucleotides. RefSeq lists its product as uncharacterized. Gene Ontology annotation, molecular function: CoA-ligase activity. The transcript is spliced from 6 exons. The record is from RefSeq and is a predicted model, not a curated record. Lineage: Eukaryota; Fungi; Mucoromycota; Mucoromycetes; Mucorales; Lichtheimiaceae. The coding region runs from base 244 to 759 and encodes 171 amino acids.